AUGAAUAUUUAUAUUUUGUUCCUAGUUUUGUCUAGCUGGACUGUUAACUGUUCUGAUACUAAUCAAAGUGAUACAGUGUCUGCUACAGGAACUGGAAGCACAAUGCCAAUGCCAUCAAAAAUGGAUGAUUUUAGGAAACGUUUACUAAUUUUCAUCAUUGGUAUUAUGAUAAUAGCCUUUGUGUUUACAUGUUUUUGUUUUCUUCAUUACAAUUGUAUGGGAGAUGAUGCUCUUACCUCAGACAUGGAAAAGAGACAAGGUAUUUCAGCUAUGUCAUCGUAUCAAUCCAAAAUAUUAACUGAUGACUUCAAGAUAACAAAUUCGUACAGUCUAGAAAGAUACCUAAUGAUGUCUGCUGGAGAAAUGUUAGCUCCACUUCCAGGUGAAGAAAUGCUAUCCCCACCAUAUAGUACUGAAAAGCUAAUUGGGUCUCCGUGUGCACAAAAUAUAUCCAUGGCAAGUGACCACCAAGUGACAAAAAGUGACAAAAGUGACAAAAAGUCAUCUAAGUCAUCGAGAAAAUCAACCAAGUCACAUCACUCGGAAAAGUCAAAUAGGACCCAGAGUCUAGAAAAUACAGCAAGUAUCCAGAAGGUAGACAACCCAGUCUGUCCGCAUAAGCCAAUCGAACAACCUCCUGUAGUUAAAACACAUUCACCACCUAGGUCAGUCAAAUCACCUUGCCUACCUCAAUCACGAAAUCAAAUCUUGUCAUGCAAACCAUCAAGGCCAAAGAAAUCGGCUAAGUUACACAAACGUUUUCAUCUUAAAAAAUCGUGUAUACGAAAUGAAGCCAUGCUAUCCAGACCUUUAUUAGCCAAGAGAUGUCACUGUUUUAAAGAAAGAUGCCUUGUUUGCAACCCUUCCUCUGAAUUAUUGCUAACUAACAUUUCUGACGCAAUGAAAAGCUCUCUAAACUUUUAUGUUUCAAGCAAGAGGCAGUAUUAUUCUGUUUACUACCCUGAGGUAGACUCCAACAAUGAAUCAUACCAAGAUAGCAUGAGUAAUGAUGAUUCGAUGACAUAUGACUCAGAUGAUAGCAAUGAGGAAAUAAUAAUUUUGUGCAACACCAGAUAUGAUGAUGAUGUUCCCAAACACAAGAGAAAUACUUGGACUCAAUGA
Perognathus longimembris pacificus (Pacific pocket mouse) is the source of this 1122-nucleotide messenger RNA. RefSeq names its product chromosome 28 CXorf66 homolog (gene C28HXorf66). NCBI's taxonomy places the organism in Eukaryota, Metazoa, Chordata, Mammalia, Rodentia, Heteromyidae. The coding region runs from base 1 to 1122 and encodes 373 amino acids. The record is from RefSeq and is a predicted model, not a curated record. The transcript has 3 exons.